GAGUGAGGCAUCAAGCAACAAGCUUUACACCAACCCUCGUUGCGUCUCAGCUGAUAAAUAUCAUCGCGGGGCGCGAGCAGUGGAUGACAGGGCGAGCUGUGAGGAGCACUACCUAGACCGGCCGCUAGAGCAAGCGAAGAAAGCAGAGGAGGAGAGAGAGAGAGAGCCAUGGCGGCCGUCGGCAACACCGUGCCCAACGUCCACAGCGGCAUCGACAGCAGCAACAAGACGCUGCUCAAGAGCGAUGCCCUGUACCAGUAUGUCUUGGACACGUCGGUGCUGCCGCACGAGCCGGAGUGCAUGCGCGAGCUGCGCCUCGUCACGGACAAGCACAAGUGGGGGUUCAUGCAGUCGUCCCCGGACGAGGCGCAGCUGCUGCGGAUGCUGAUCAAGCUGACCGGCGCCAAGAACACCCUGGAGGUGGGCGUGUUCACCGGCUACUCGCUGCUGGCCACGGCCCUCGCCCUGCCCGACGACGGCAAGGUCAUCGCCAUCGACGUCGACCGCGACUGCUACGAGGUGGGCCGCCCGUUCAUCGAGAAGGUCGGCGUGGCGCACAAGGUGGACUUCCGCGAGGGCCCCGCUCUGGAGCACCUCGACGAGCUGCUUGCCGACGAGGCGAACCUGGGCAGGUUCGACUUCGCGUUCGUGGACGCGGACAAGCCCAACUACGUGCGGUACCACGAGCAGCUGCUGCGCCUGGUGCGCGUGGGCGGCACCAUCGUGUACGACAACACGCUGUGGGGCGGCACGGUGGCGCUGCCCCCCGACACGCCCCUGUCGGACCUGGACAGCCGGUUCUCCGUCGCCAUACGGGACCUCAACGCCAGGCUCUCCGCUGACAAGCGCGUCGAGGUGUGCCAGCUCGCCAUCGCCGACGGCGUCACCAUCUGCCGCCGCGUUGUGUGAACACGCGAGCACGCGGCGGCCGUCACGUGCGGUGUGGCGGCUUUAUUCCCACUUUUUUUUUUUUUUGCUGUUCCAGCGUCUCGGUGGUUUCAAUAAGAUUUUAUUUUCUCCUUUUUGCAUGUUGAAGGCGUCAGAUCAUGUGGUUAUUGAAAUGUUAUUGUACUUGUUCUCCCCGAAUUGAAAUAACUACAGCGCAUUACUUA
Molecule: messenger RNA, 1112 nt
Organism: Phragmites australis (common reed)
Lineage: Eukaryota; Viridiplantae; Streptophyta; Magnoliopsida; Poales; Poaceae
Product: tricin synthase 1-like
Exons: 3
Coding region: 169-909 (246 amino acids)
Molecular function (GO): S-adenosylmethionine-dependent methyltransferase activity; O-methyltransferase activity
Source: RefSeq, a predicted model, not a curated record